CGUGCCCCCUUGUUAUUUUCAGACGCCGAGAGAAGGGGGCGAGACUUGCCGCUUGCGAGUCAACGGGCUCCCCUCAGAUGGACAGGGAGCAGCGCUUCCACAUCCAGAGUAGAGUUAGCUACUGGCUAGCCAGCCCCUCCAGCUCCUCCGGCCGCCGCCGUGCUCGGCGACCUGCUGCUGCUAGCUGUCGCCGCUGGAGACGGGCUAGCCGAUCGGACACCAUGAAGGCCUCGGCUGAACCGAGCUGAGCUGCGCCCGCUGUUACCGUGGCACUGGCAGGUUCAGACUUGGAGCAUCCAGCAGAAAUUUGAAGAGUAUCAUGAGAAAAGGGUCAAACUUAUGAAGGUUAUGGCUCUCUUGUUAAUAGAACGGGCAGCUCUUCUGCCGGUUCCGUUUCAAAAAAAUAAAAUAAAAAUAAAGGGUCAGGUAGCAAUUGAGCCCUAAGCAUAUUCCUUCAUCUUAAUCUUGAUCAUAUCAGAGCCCAGAAAUCAGACAUGAUGCUACAUCUUAAGGAGUUAACCUGAGGUAGCAGUCAAGGCUUAACCAUAUUUCUUCAACUCCAUUUUGAUCAUAUGCAGCAUAAUGAUGUAAGUUUGCCUCGAAACCUAACCAUACACUGUAAGACCAUGCUUGGCCACUUAGGCUUCUUUUGGGACUUUUGUAAGGAGGUAGCUGCAUCACAAUUGUUACAUGCAUAUCUUUGCUUGCUAUCCAAUCUUUUGUGCAACUAUUGCAAUAAUCUGGUUGUGGCUAUUUCCUGUCAAAAAUCUAGCUGUAGCUAGUUCUUUGCUACCUUGUGAGAUUAGGAUAUCCUAGGAUUGCAGAUUUCUAUACAAUGCUCUCUUUAUUUUGUUGAUGACCCUAUUGAGAUUAUCUAGAUAGAGUUUUUGGUUUCCUAUUAGUUUUUUUUCUUUUUGUAUACUUUUGUAAGUACAGAUCCAUGGUUAAAGAAAAUCUCCUUUCCUCCAAAAGAAAAGAUGUUACUUGCUGAAAUUCUCCAAUUGUUUAAUUUCGUUUUUUCACGCGUCAAGCCUUCAAUGAGUCAGCAUAUUCCUUCAACAUAGCCUGGAAAUGAGACAUGAUGUUGACAUGUUGUGAGUUUUGCCUCUGAACCCACCAUUUAGGUGCAUGUUGUGUCAUCUUUGCUAUGUAUAUCCGACCUUGUGUACCUCUAUGCCUCUAUUGCAAUCAAUCUGAUUGUGGCUAGUUAUUCAUCAUUAUAUAUUUAUACCAUUUUGUUCAUCUAGAAAAAAAUGUUAUUUUGUUAGGAUAUGCACACUCUGCCUCUGGACCAUGAGUUCAUUCGAACUGCUUAUUACAUUUCUAUCAAUUGAUCCUGGGAUGGUGUAUAAGUUCAUCAACCAUGUUUGUCAUGAUUUGUCAAAUGCACAUUUAUGCAUAGCUAUAUGGCACUGCACAACAGUCGCUGGUCCUAUGAGGUUUUGGGUAGCUAUUAUGUGGCGCCGAGUUUCCAUUCAUAAAGAAACCCUUGAGACAGAGUAGUGAAGCACUCCAAAUACAGUGUGUCAUGAGCUCGAGGCAAUAAUACUCCAAACUGGACCAAAUGCACUUCAGUUUGAGGUUCUUACGUACGUGAUCUGCCUGAAUUUUGUGAAAUGCUGCAAACUUAUGAUAGGUUGCUGUCUUUGAUGUGUUGAUGAGGACAAAGAUGGCUUUUGAAAUCAGAGGAUAGUCUACUGAAAUAGAUACAUGCCAUCGCCAUGGCACCAAAUGUACUUCUGGUAUUGUUAAAAGUUUUGAGAUCCUCCAACUUUAGACUCCUGAUUUUGUCUUUUAAGGUCAACUUUAGGCUCAGACUUGGAAAGUUGGUUUGGGAUUUUGGGGGUUUGUUUGAGUCAUCUAUUUGUAGUUUGUUGGUUCCUAUCAUAUUUGUUCUUUUCACUUUUUUGUAAUGUACUUCUGUAAGACAUUUUUCUUGGCUUCUGUUGAAGCUGUGGGGUUUAGUCGCACCUUCUUUGCUCUAAAAAUAUCUGAAUGAGUGUUGAUAAUUUGUUCGAUCAUAUACUUUUGCUUCUACAGUAUGUACAGCAGUACAGGUAGCGAUCAAAUGCCUCACCAUAUUCCUCCAGUUCCAUACAAUUGAUCAUAUCAUAGACCAUAAAUAGGAAUGAUGCUGUAAAUUUUGCCUUUUAAACCUAUUUAGAGUAAGACCAUCUAUCAUUAAUCGCUAUGGCAUCUUUCAAUACUUGUUAAUGAGUUAUGUUUCUUUACACUUUUUAAGAACUUAAUUUCAGGUGUGACAAACUGUGACAAUAUGUAGCUGUGAACCAACAUGCUAUAGCUAUUCACAUCUGGUUUAAUGAUUGCUAUCCAAUCUUAUGUAGGGAGAAAUCAAUGUUAAGCAUAUCCUUCAACUCCAUGUUGAUCAUAUCACAACCUGCAAAUAAGACAAGACCCUGUAAGUUUUGCCUCUAACCUUACUACUGCAAUAAGAGUAUAAGACCAUGCAUGAUUGAGCACUCAAGCUUCUUUGGAGACUUGUAAGGAGUUAGUCACAUCUGGUGUCAUCUUGGCUUGCUAUUGCAAUCUGACUGUGGCAAUGAUGCCUUGUUGAUUGUGUCCCCACGCAAGUAGGUUUAAUUACUUACAUUGUGAUCAUUGAUCCUGGGAUGGUCCUGAAGAAACCGUUUGAGAAAAAAGAGAGGACACAUAGUAGUGGAGAGGAUUUCGCCGCUCCAGUUUCUGUGUGUUAUGGACUCGAGGCCUCGAUGGGUUGACGAGGACAAAAGCCUUUUGUUUUGCUUUGAUUUGAAAUCAGGAGCAUGUUCUACAGAGACACAUAUGAAGAAGCCACGGCAGCAAAAGUUCUCUCGUGUUGUUAAAAAGUUCUGAUGCCAUCCCACUUUAGACUGGGUACAUCUUUUCCAAGGCCAACUUUAGACUCGGACUUGCAAAGUUGAGAGUGACUUCAAGGGAGGAGAAACCAAAAAAAAAAAAAACGCACACACACUUAGUAGAAUUUAGUGCGGAUCCGCUGAAGGAGGUGAUUAGUUUUACUUUCAGUACGUGCUCUGUACCUCGAUCAUUUUUCUCUGGUCCUGCUUCUAGAAUUCCCGUUGCUCGCCGUUCAUUUGGUACAUGGAAAUCAUCUACUCCAAGUGACCUAGCACCACCCAAGUCGCUCUAAUUUGGUCGGCGGCUGCCAUCGGCCAUCUAUGCCAGGUGCCAAGCCAGGCCUGUCGACACGUUUGACCGUGGUGACGGUGGCAGGGGUUUCAUUCGAUUUGCUUGUUCGGCCGUAGCAGUGGGAUUCUAGACGGCCCGGCGGAUAAGAAGAGGCGGCGUGCGCUCCCCGAACGCUGUCGUAGAUGUGCUCCUGAUUUUCAACCAUCUCCAAUUGACUGGGUCAUACCCGUCGCGGGCCCGAGCAAGAAACUAAAGACACUGCCGUCACAUGGACGGUGGAUCCUUUUACGGAUAUUAUUAACUAGAAUCCAAAAUUUUUGGACUAGAUCCCUGUGGCCGUAUGCGCCAUUCGAUUUCUUUGUGCGCUCGUGCUGGUGGCGGCGCUUGGCACAGCAUGUGUUGUUGCUGCGGUGCUCCCCCUCCACUCGCCUUGCCGGAGACGACGACUCCCACCAAGUCCCAGGUCCCGUGGCGUGAGCGCCGAGCGCGCCUGCCCUGGUAUCCUUUCCUUUGCUCCAUCACUCUCAGGGUGUGUUCGUUUCCCAUUAUAGGCCUCUAAAAAUUUUAGAGGGCUCGGUCCCUCUAAAGAAUCGCAGUCUUAUUAGAGGCUGGAUUAGAGGGCUGUUCGGUACCGAACGUCUAAAGUUUAGAUGUUUUGGGUUUUAGAGGGGUGAAACGAACACACCCUCAGUCCCGUUGCUCGCGUUGAUCUCCAUCCUCUGUUCUUGUGGCAUUGAUUGGUCUCGUACAAGCCUGACUGGGAAUCUCUCGCAUCGGUGCUGCCGACCUGGCUGGCUUGGGUGAGGAAAACUGGGAAAGACAGAGUGCUAGCUAGUACCCUGAGUUCUCCACGUGCGCUGCUGCUUUCUCUGAAAAGGGAGCGAACAAGGACGGCAUGUAUACAGUACUCCGCUUCCAGUACAAUUUUGCACUACACCAUAUACCAAGUGAACGGAGAUUAGCGUCUGGUAGUCUGUGCGUACAAAAGCAGUAGAAUUGUGUCCACAAGGGCUAGGUCAUCACUCAUCACUCAUCAAUGUGGUCGUCGCUGGCGCUUGACUCAGCUAGUACAAAGACCCUCCAAAAAAAGGGGGGGAAAUCCUGCAUGCUAUUGAACAUUGACUGGAGAAUCCAUCGCUCAAGUACGUCACUUUCUGAAACCUUACCUUAUUUUUGCAAAACUUGAUCCAACCACGGCCAGUAAAUUAAAUUGAAUAUGGCGCGAGGAGCUACGAUUUGGUCGUUCUGAAACGUUUCAUGACAAGCAAAAUCGGAUGUUUCUCUUUUGUUUGUGCUAGUAGUGAUUUGUCCUAACAGAGCUGAAAACAAGCAUUUUUUGGAUAAAAAGACAAUGAUAAAUGGAGAUUUUCCUUCUUAAAAAAUACUACGUGGCACUGCACUAUAGAGCAAUUGAAGAUAUCCUAAUGGAAGGCUCGAGCAUCUGCCGUGCACAAUUCUCAGAAGGUGACGUUUUCGGUUUGUUUGAGCUACGCAAACAUACAUGUGAGUACUGUAAAGUAAUGAGAUGCUGUGGUAAGACGGUAAUAGUAUGAUUGAAAGAUGACAUUUUCACUCGUGCUUCCCCUGGCUCCCACAUUGUUGCUCUGCGGACUAAUCUCUCACUGAUUGGACCUUAGCUUUAAGAGAAGAAUAAAGUACUCGCAUAAAGUAUCAGUCUGCAGGAUUUGCAGCACGCUUAGGCCCGGCCGGUGGACAUCAAUCAUCCGUACGGGUACGGGGAAAGAGAAGCCUUGCCACGGUCACACACCCCGAUGGCGGCGAGACCUCUCAGGGUCGCCGCCGUCGCGCUGUGCGCGUCGACCAUCGCCGUCCACCUUUCAUCCGUCCUCGACCCGUCGGCUACGACCGCCGCGACACCCGUGGAGGCUUCCCCGCCGCUCGACGGCGCCGUGCUGCAGGUCCUGCUGCCGUUCAUCGUGAUGGAGGCCCUCUUCGCCGCCGGACCAUUCGUCUACCGCCACGCGCUCCACGGCGCGGGCGCCGGCAACAGGCGCCUCACGGAGCUCGUCGCCUUCAUCUUGUGCGUGGUGGUUGGCUUCCUCGAGUUCUUCCUGUUCGUGCAGCCUGCAGGUGGCGCAGUGGAUGGCGGCGCGCAGGCUCGCGCGCUCGGGCUGGCAGCUCUCCGCGCGCUGCCUGCUUCUGCGACGGCGACCUUCUUCUUGGGCGUGGCGCUUGUCCACGCGCACGUCGGCGGCGGCGACGGACCGCUCCCCGAGCCCGCCGUGCGAUUUCUCACCGAGAUGACGCUCGAAGCAGCAGCGGCACUGAUCGGAAUCAUGGCUAUGGUCAUCUACACCCUAUGAUAAAAGGUAGAAGCAAGAUGGAACAGGUCACGUGGGGCUACUUGGCUAUGACAGUCCAAGAUCAUUAUCAUGUACCGAGGAAUGGGUUUUUCGUGUACUUGUGAAAUGAAUUUUGUGCUGCUGAGUUGCUUCUGAGUUCUGAUUAUCGGAUUAUUCGAGUCAAGAACUACACUCGAGCUUUACAUGGUUAUUUUGAUCAAAACUUGUUUCUAGAUGAUAUGCCACCAUUUGAUGGAGGUAAUAUGCAUGAUUCAAUCUUUGUCUGGUGCCGGCACCUGACUGUAGCUGGUUUCCCCUAACUUCUGGUGCUUGUACCGAUGCUCUGGUGCAUAAUGUGCGAAAUGAAGUAGCUUUUGCCCUGUUGGGCAGUGGAACUA
Panicum hallii is the source of this 5848-nucleotide messenger RNA. RefSeq lists its product as uncharacterized. Lineage: Eukaryota; Viridiplantae; Streptophyta; Magnoliopsida; Poales; Poaceae. The record is from RefSeq and is a predicted model, not a curated record. The coding region runs from base 4920 to 5471 and encodes 183 amino acids. The transcript has 7 exons.